AUGUUGCCAGUUGAUGGGGAAGAAAGGAAGUCAGAAGGCUCUGACACUGAGGGGGACAGAACAUCUCCACGUGCACUCUCAUCUGCUCCCCUGAAGGAACUGGAGGUAAGAGGCUCUGGGCAGAGGUGCAGUGACCCCGCAGCAGGCCAAUCCUCCAACCUCCCACAGCAGGGAGUGGGUGCUCCCUCUGCCAGCUGAGAGAUAGCCUGGCCACACCCCCAGCCCCACGAUUGUUCUCUACCUCUCUACGACUCCUCCUCCACCUCCUCCUCUCUGCAUGCGCCUCAGAGCCUGUGCCAGGAACUACCAGCAGCCCUGGACUCGAGGUCCGUCAAAAUCAGUCAACUGAAGAACACCAUCAAAUCCUUGAAACAACAGAAGAAACAAGUGGAACAUCAGCUGGAAGAAGAAAAGAAGGCAAACAAUGAGAAACAGAAAACUGAAAGGGAGCUAGAGGUUCAAAUCCAGAGACUGAACAUGCAGAAAGGGAAACUAAGUAUGGACCUGUAUCACACGCAACAUUCUCCCAGAUACUUUGAAGAGGAGUCAAAGGAUCUGGCCGACCGCCUGCAAUGUUCAUUGCAGCACAGAGAGUUAGAGCAGGUGCUCUGUGCUGUCACCGCCACACAGAAGGCGGCGGCGAACUGGUUUUCUCAAGCCGCACAAGCACUUAUUGACGGGCAGUUAGAGCGGUCCAUACAGGAGAAGGCACGGCUGAAAGCACGCCUGACACGGUUGAAGGAGUCUCUAAAACAAGCCCAUCUAGAGAGAGAUGAAUAUAAGCCAACAUACAAAAAGAGUCCGUGGCAGCAGAGGAUGAGGAAAAUGUCUCAGGAGGUUUGCACCUUUGGAAGAAGGAGAAGGUAGCUUACUGAUACGCAUCAGGUAGAGAACCUGGAGAGGAGCUUGUCCAAACUCAAAAACCAGAUGGCUGAACCCUGUCCCCGGAGCUCCCCAGCAGUGUCCCCUGAGGUGGAGCUGCAGCACCUGAGGGAAGGAACUACAGAGAGAGCAGCAGGAGAGCUCCAGGUCCAGGUAGAGAACAAUCAUACGGUGGAGGAGCUUCAGAAGCAGGAAGAGAAGCUUCGGGAGCAGGAGGAGAAGCUUCGCGAGCAGGAGGAGAAGCUUCGGAAGCAGGAAGAGAAGGAGAAGAAGCUUCGGAAGGAGGAGGAGAGGCUUUGGGAGCAGGAGAAGCUUCGAACAACGAACAAGGGCGCACUGCAGUUGGAGCAGCAAGUAGAGGAGCUACAGGAGAAGCUGGAGGAGGUGAAGGAGACGGUAACCUCUGCCCCAUCCAAGAAGGAGGCAGCGGUCCCAGCCCCAGGGACGGGGGAUGAGUCUAGUGGCCAUAUGGACCACCUGGAGGAGAAGGCGGACCUGAGGGAGCAGGUGGAGAAACAAGAACUUUGAUUCAUCCAGUACUGGAGAGAGAGAUGCCGUCAGAAAGUUCAUCACCUUGUAACAGAGGCAGGGGCCAGUGCCAAAGAUGCGGCAAUGGGAGGAGGACAUCAUCAGGCUGGCCCAGGACAGGGAGGAGAUGAAGGUGAAGCUGCUGGCACUGCAGGAGAUGCUGUUGCAGCUUGUGGCGACUAUAACAAGGGGCACCACAAAUUCCUGGCCACUGCCCAGAACCCUGCUGAUGAGCCCGGUCCAGGAACCCCAGCCCCCCAGGAGCUUGGGGCUGCCGACAAGCAUGGUGAUCUUUGUGAGAUGAGCCUCACCGACAGCGUGGAGCCUACACAAGGAGAGGCCAAGGAGGGUUCUCCCCACGACAACCAUUCUGCACAGCCCAUCGUGCAGGAGUACCAGGAGCACCCAGGCUUGGGCAGCAACCGCUCUGUGCCAUUCUUUUGCUGGGCUUGGCUGCAGAGAAGAAGGAGAUAAACAUCACCAUCAUCAAAGAGCUGGUCAAGAAAUUUUUUAAAAAGACACAAACUUGUGGGGUUAAUCUCCUACACAAUUCAUUUACUUCAUUUGCAUGUUAGAGCUACUCAUGAUGAUUUGUGUUUCUAAUUUAUAUUUGUAAGAAGUUAAAAGAGAGUGGGUCUCUGUGGCUUUCACUGAUGUUCAUUCUAGCAUCCUUUAGCAUUUUUCUUUUUUAAUUUCAUAAUUAUAGGUCAUUAGCAUGCAUAUCGAGUUGGCCUUACAUGGUGGGAGUUCAAACACAUGAAGACCCACUGUUUGCAUAGAACUAUUCUCACUGGUUUGGCAUAGGCUGCCAUGCUUUUUAAAUGUUAUUACAGCAUGUAUGUUCAUUACAGAAUUCAGAUAAAAUUUCCUUAUAUU
This is a messenger RNA of Chlorocebus sabaeus (green monkey), 2286 nucleotides long. The record is from RefSeq and is a predicted model, not a curated record. NCBI's taxonomy places the organism in Eukaryota, Metazoa, Chordata, Mammalia, Primates, Cercopithecidae.